Molecule: messenger RNA, 1732 nt
Organism: Erigeron canadensis
Lineage: Eukaryota; Viridiplantae; Streptophyta; Magnoliopsida; Asterales; Asteraceae
Product: cytochrome P450 704C1-like
Exons: 6
Coding region: 16-1596 (526 amino acids)
Molecular function (GO): heme binding; iron ion binding; oxidoreductase activity, acting on paired donors, with incorporation or reduction of molecular oxygen
Source: RefSeq, a predicted model, not a curated record
GCAUUUCACACUAUUAUGAAGCCUCUAAUCUUUCUAAUUACUAUCACCAUGUUACUACUUCUCACUGGAUUUUACAUUUCGCCAUCUUUCAUAGUUGCCGUUUUUGGAGUUUUUACUUCGCUUCUGCUUCUACUCUUGACUCUGGUGUUUGGACCUUACUUCAUAGAAUUGAUGUCAACUGACAACCGCCCACCAGUAGUCGGACCAAUACUCAAUCAACUCAUACAUUUUGAAAAGCUUUACGAUUACAUGACAUCAAUAGCUAAACAGCAUUCCACUUUUCGUUUCAUCAGGCCUACACACAGUGAAGUGUAUACUGCUGACCCUCAGAAUGUUGAGUACAUUCUCAGGACUAAUUUUGUAAAUUACACCAAGGGGGAGUACAAUACUUGUAUCAUGAAAGAUCUUUUUGGAAACGGAAUUUUCACUGUGGAUGGAGCUAAAUGGCGCCAUCAACGAAAGCUUGCAAGCUUUGAGUUCUCAACAAAAGUCUUACGAGAUUUUAGUAGUAUUAUUUUUAAGUCCAACACUGCAAAACUAGUGAAACAUAUUUCGUUACUAGCAGCUGCUGGGAAUGCAAUGGAUUUGCAGGAUUUGUUAAUGAAAUCGACUCUAGAUUCAAUGUUCAAAGUGGGAUUUGGGUUUGAUCUUGAUACUCUGUCGGGGUUAGAUGAAGCUAGUAAUCAAUUUAUGAAAGCUUUUGAUGAUUCAAACGCUUUAGUCUAUUGGCGAUUUAUGGAUCUUCUAUGGAAAGUAAAGAGGUACUUAAGUAUUGGAUCUGAAACCACUCUUAAGGAUAACAUCAGAAUCAUUGACAGUUUUGUGUAUAGAUUAAUACACAAUAAGAGAGAGCAGAUGAAAAAUGAAAAUCAUAAUAGGAAUAAAGAAGACAUACUGUCAAGAUUUUUGAUGGAAAGUGAAAACGAUCCAGUGAAUAUGAACGAUAAGUAUCUGAGAGAUAUAUCACUGAGUUUUGUGAUUGCGGGAAAGGAUACAUCUGCAAACACACUCACUUGGUUCUUUUACAUGCUCUGCAAACAACCCUUGGUUCAAGAAAAGGUUGCCCAAGAAGUAAAAAAAGUGACUGAAGCCGACGAUGGUACAUCUAUUGAAGACUUUGGCUUCAAGUUAACAGAGCUUGUGCUUGACAAAAUGCAUUAUCUUCAUGCAGCUAUAUCAGAGACACUCAGGCUCUAUCCUGCAGUUCCUUUGGAUAGCAAGAGUGCGCAGAAAGAUGAUGUUCUUCCUGACGGGUUUAAGAUCAAGAAAGGGGAUGGCGUAGGGUAUAUUCCUUAUCCAAUGGGAAGGAUGACAUACAUAUGGGGAGAUGAUGCAGAGGAAUUCCGACCAGAGAGAUGGCUCGACGUCAAAGGCGUUUUUAGACCUGAAAGUCCAUUCAAGUUCACUGCUUUUCAGGGUGGGCCAAGGAUAUGCUUAGGGAAGGAAUUUGCUUAUAGACAAAUGAAGAUACUCGCAGCGUAUCUUGUUUACUUCUUUAAGUUCAAACUUGUUGAUGAGGGUAAAGAUGCUACAUACCGAACCAUGUUCACUCUGCACAUGGAUGAAGGACUCCAUUUGUAUGCUUUUCUCCGUUAGUCAUUUAAAUACUGUAUACCUGUAAAUAAUUCUUGUUACAUUACAAUAUGAAUAAAUUGUAAGCAUAAUAUCACGAUCAAAUCAAUAAUUUUGAUGAGAUGAUUAUAUAAUUAAUAUGGUAAAGGAAUUGUUGGCA